Molecule: messenger RNA, 1794 nt
Organism: Rhopalosiphum padi (bird cherry-oat aphid)
Lineage: Eukaryota; Metazoa; Arthropoda; Insecta; Hemiptera; Aphididae
Exons: 7
Coding region: 580-1668 (362 amino acids)
Source: RefSeq, a predicted model, not a curated record
AAAUUGAAACAAGAAUGAAUUGUUUCUGAGGUAUUAAACUGUAUAAUAAACCCAUAUAAUAGUCUUUAAUGUAGUAUGUAUAAUUUGAACGUUAUAAACAAUUACAAUUAUAUUCACUUAUUAUAAUAGUUAACAGUAAAAAAUUAUGGUUCUCAUUUGAAGAAAUAAGUGUAUCAUCCCCACUAGAAACUUCUUAAAUGGUAAAAACAAACAGUGCAUUUAAAAAAUGGUCUUAUAUUAAAUGUUAUACCUACUGAAAAAUUCCAAAAAUCAAAAUUUGAUUAAUUAAAUCAAUAAAUAAAUUAAAUGCUUAAUUAAAAAAAUGCAUUAUGGUGUUGACCGUGUUUGAUGAAUCACUCCGUAUAUAACUAUUAUAUUUUGCAGAGCUAACUUGCCUUUACUUAUACAUCGCAUGUAUACAUAUAGCCAUAUAGGUAUAAUGGGUAUGUACAUAGUUCAGAGUGCGCUUGAAACACGAAAAACGGUGUGUGUAGCUGCUAGUGCACGCGUUCACGUCGUUCAACGUAGUCGCUUAUUAUUAGUGUUGUUUCAAUUGUUGUUAUUAUUAUUUUUUUCGACAUGACGAGUAACAACAUCAAGUUGUCAAACAGCGGUGGCGGUAAACACGUACGGUCGCAUAGCCUAAAAAGCUUUCCAGCAGUGGCCGUUGCGGUUAUCGAUAAUAAGAAACAGCCGGACAACGGCGUCGUGGUAGCUGCAGGGAGCGAUCCACAAACAACAGUAAAAAUGACAUCAACGUGGAAACAGGCAUGUGAUCGAACUAGAGAUCGAACUAAACAACUGUUACGAAGAACAAUGUCGUGGAAAAGUAAUACGAUCAUAAUGCAGCCCGAAGAACGCAAGCCAGACGAGUUAUCCAGUACAUGGGAAAUACAUGUAUGGGCUUCUUGGAUGAAACGUUAUGCUAGCGAAGAUGGAUCAAAAACAUUGGAUAUUCCAUUUAAACUAUCGCCAUUACAAGAGGAAAAGUUAUUGAUUUUUUUUAAAUAUUAUUUAGACGGCGAUUGCGACGGAUUCGUAUUUGAACACGAUUUCCAUCAGUUUGCAGAGAAAUUAAGACGUUUUGCUGAUUGGUCACCAAAUAGUGAUGAAUAUAUAAUAUUAAAACAAGUUUUAACAGAAUUAAUUCAAGUAUUCAUUCAAUGUGAAAGCGGUCAAAAUGUUGCGUUUACUAGUCUAUCAACAGACGACUGGCUUAAAGUAUGGUGUCAAACGUUAAGCAGGUGUACUGUAGCUUCAGACAUGCCAUUGUGGCUGAAAUAUUUUCAGAACAUAUUGUUUAAGUCUUUGGAUUCAGGUUAUUAUGAUCAUUGUAAAGGUGAAAUAGAAAAAGCAAAUUUACAAAGAUUCUAUUGUACGUUUCUCAAUUCAAACUGUGAGGAAGCUAAGCAAAGUGUGAUCGACGCGAUAUACGAUUCAUUAACGUCAAAUGGAGACUUUAAAUUGGACCGCGACACUUGGGGCCAAUGUUUCGCAAACUGGUUACUGGGCACAAAACCUAAUGGAUGUGGUCAAUGGUUAUUUGGAAAAUGUGGCCCAACGCCUGAAUUUUUCCCUAUCGAUUAUUCUGCUAUGAAUUCGACGGUCGAUACAAGGGAUACUUAUUCACAUAAGAGGCGGAGCGAUAGACAUUCCAUUGUGGUCUAAAGAAAACAGUAAUAAUCAAUAGGUACUUAUUUUUGUUGCCAUGUGGACAAUGUGCUAAACAGUCCAUUUGUGUAUAUUUUGUAUAAAGGAAAUAUAAACAUCUUACCGUUUUCACAUUUCUAUAAA